GGCUGCGGGGGCGUGGGCCGUAGAGGGUGCCCCCGAGACGAUCCCGGGGCUGCUGCCGGUUUCCGGGCUUCGCUUCGAGACUUGCCUGUGAGCCUCUUUCGCUGCCCGGGAGCCUCGGGCUACGGGCUGGGAGUGAGCAAUCUAUAAAGGAGCAUGUACUUCCUCCUCUUUCUUAGAAGGCCUUGGAAAAACCUCAAGUCCGACCUUUAAAGUUUGUCAGUGUAGCCGCCUCUCAGUUGUGUACGAGACGGGACACAGCAUUUGCAGUUUGAUGUCCUGGGAGAACUCGCAGUCUGCCACUUGGCUGGACCUGUGAUCUUUUGUACCGUAGUUUGUUUACUGCAGCCUCGGUUUCCUUUUCUGAAAAGUGGGGAUAAUGGUCUUUGCCCUGCUGCCUUCCAGGGUUGUUGUGGGCUUCACCAGAAGUGAUAUUCGUGCAAAAGCUUUGAACUCUAAAGCGUGUUUCAGGUAUAACCUUGUCCUCCAGUCUCCAGUCUGGGUCAGUUGAGUUUUAAAACCAAGUUCGUGUCUAUACCAAGAUCAAAUUAGUUAAUAAGUAGGGGGAAAUGUCUUUGGAAACGAAUCUGAACCAUACAAAUGUUUUUAUGCCAGGUUCCUAGUGAAGAGGUGACCUUAGGGCGUUGCCACCUGUGGAGUCGAUUUAAAACUUCAUCUGGAUUUUAAGGCCCACCAGAAUUUAGACUCUUCUUCCUCAGCACGCACAACUGUCUACCCCUCUUGUUGUGUUAUAACUUUCCUUCAGCAUCACGCAGGUGAGGCUGCUGUCGGUUAGAAAGGAACUUUUGUACAAUUUGCCUUCAGACACAGUGUAUCUGCAUGUUGUAGAGUUUUGUUAUUAAGAAAAUAAAAUGUCACUUAUAUGGAUAAGUGUGUGAAAGAGAUUAUCUGCCCUUAAGAAACUUACGGAGUGUGAGAUGACAUUCAUAAAUGAAACAUUUGAAUAAGAGUAUAAAGUAAUAUAUAACGACAGUGAUAUAAUGGCACUGAGAUAUCUCAGUUUUAACAUAACUCUUUUAAGGAGGGCAUUAGACAUUAUCAAGGAGGGCAUUUCAGAAGUUGGAAGGAGCAGACAAGGAGGCCAUCCUUCCCAGAAUGGAGAAUUUGUGUCUUAGAAUGAUAGAAAUAUUAUUGAAAUAGUAGAUUGACAUCAAAUCAUGGAAAAUCUUGAAUGCAAGAUGGUUUUACUCAGCAUUUGGUGUGGUGGAUCUUACCUAAACCUUUAGAACUUGUAUUAGAGUGUUCAAGUCUUCUGAGACUCCAGAGUCACCUAAGGUCCUUAUAUUCCUUUACAAAUGGACAUAUAUACUGCCGAAUGGAAGGACCAUGGCAUCUCUUAGUAUUGUGAGUUUGUAAGUAGACCAGUGAGAAUAAAGAAUAUUCUUCAUAGUAUAGUGAAACCAAGGAAAUAUAAAGAAAUGAUUUGAAAUCUAGAGCCUUCCACAGUUUCAAACAUACGUAAAAAACCUGUAUUUUCGAGAAAAAAGAAAAAGAUUGUGGUGGUGCCAUGCAGCAAGAAGCAGAGAGGUGCAGAGUUCGAGCCAGAAGGCCUGACAUGGCACUUUAUAUACCAAAAGCUCGAAGGGGUGCAGUACUCCUUAAGACAGGUGAUCAAGAAGAAAGCUGUGGUUCACCUAACUCUGUGGUGAAAGGAAAGCAAAAAGAAAGUUCUCUCUCCCAAAAAGAAGUCUUUAGAGACAAACCAGAGGCUCCAAGAGUAAGUGUCAAUCCUGACAGAAAGGAACAUACCUGUAGAGAAGGAAAGAAAUCUUCAACAAAAUUAAGAAAGGAUACCUGCCUUCGAAAAACAAAUAGCAUUUGUUCUAAGAGAGGAACCACUGAAUCCAAAGAAGUAUUAUCCCAGGGACAUCAGCAGGGAGCCCCAAAUGCUGGGGCUAUACCUAAUGCAUCUUUACAGAGACAUUUUAAACCAAAGAAGGGGGAGUGUUUGGAAGUUGAAACUACAGAUGUGACAGGGCAUGGGAGUAUACUUCUAUCACAGGCCUGUUCAGAAAUCAGUGAGGCUCAGUUUCCAAGCAAACCAUUCCAAAAUGUGGAAUUCCAUGACUUCGAUAGGCAUGAACCUGAUGGGGAAACAUUUGAAGACAAAGAUUUGGAAAGCAGAAUUGAAACCGAUGCCAAGGUGUUAGAGAUACUGUCUGAGUUUCCUAGAGUUUUUAGUUCUGUAAUGAAACCUGAGAAUAUGAUUGCACCAACUAAACUAAGUGCUGAUUCUGGAAUUGUACAACAAGGCAUGCAAACAUCAGAUGGAAUAUUGAAGCCCAGCAGUGGAGGCAUCACCACUACUUCUGUUCCUGGAAGUCCAGAUGGUGUCUUUGAUCAAACUUGCAUAGAUUUUGAAGCUGAGAAUGUAGGUGGUAUAGCCAGUAGUACAGGUUUCAUCUUAGAUCAGAAAGAUACAGAUUCCAUUUCUGAAACUGUGGGUCACGUCUCUCAUAAAAUGACUACAGUCAGCAAAUUAGAGAGCACAAAUGACACUGUUAGUCCAGUAAUGAUUAGAGAAUGUGAGAAGAAUGACAGCACUGCUGAUGAGUUACAUGUGAAGCAUGAACCUCCUGAUGCAGUUGUCCUUGCUCAUGAAACACGUAGGGACAAUGGGUUUAAGAAUGUAGCUGACAUUACCAAUAAAGCAUGUAUGAUGGACACUACAGGUAUGUCCUGUAGUGAUCAUGUAACUGUUGACAUCCCUUAUGUAGUUGCAGUUAGAAUAGCUGAUGAGACCUCCAAUAAUAAACAUAAUUUCUCAAAGUUUAUAGGAAUGAGUGCAGAGGCAACCCCUCUUCAUGUAGCUAGAAGUGGGAAUGAUACUGAAAAUUUCAGCAACCUGACUGCUUGCUCAGAUAUUUAUGCUGAGAGUAUUUCAUCUCGUUUUACAGAGUCAACAGGAAAGUUGAUAGAGAGCUUGUCAGAUUGUGCUUCCUCCUUACCUAUAAAAAAGAUUGCUGGUAGUGAUUAUAAAACUUUUUUGGACUCUGAACUCAGUAUGUUAAAUGGGACAAAAGUACUUUCCGACAGUACCAUGGGCAGUGAUCUGGGUAGUACUGGUGAUACAACAGAAGCAUUGCAUGAAGUAAGAACUGCUGAAGAGUUCAAAACAAAAGAGCAAGAUGACUCAGAGGAUAUAGAAUUUGGUAUAUCUACUACUAAUAGGGAAUCAUUAUCUAUGGAAACAUCCAUUGAACCAAAAGCAACCGAAACUUCUCACACAGAGGGAAGUACUGCGACUGAGGAGAGCUGGGAGUCUAUGUUUAAUGAUGAUGGUGACUGCCUGGAUCCACGUCUUCUGCAAGAGUUAUCAGGGAAUACGAAGAGCAGAGAAAGCAUCCAGGAACCUAGAUUUGAUUACUACAACCAUAAAGUUCCCGAUAUUGACCUCAGUGAUUGUGAAUUCCCACAUGUCAUUGAAAUUUACGACUUUCCCCAAGAAUUUCGUACUGAAGACCUUCUACGGAUUUUCUGUAGUUAUCAAAAGAAAGGAUUUGAUAUUAAAUGGGUGGAUGAUACACAUGCCCUAGGAGUAUUCUCCAGUCCAAUUACAGCUCGUGAUGCAUUGGGUAUUAAACACACCAUGGUAAAGAUUCGUCCCUUGUCACAGGCCACAAGAGCAGCCAAGGCCAAAGCUAGAGCUUAUGCUGAGUUCCUCCAGCCAGCAAAGGAGCGUCCUGAGACUUCAGCAGCCCUAGCCAGAAGGUUAGUCAUCAGUGCCCUUGGGGUUCGAAGUAAGCAGAGCAAAACCGAACGAGAAGCAGAGCUCAAGAAACUGCAAGAAGCCAGAGAGAGAAAGCGGUUGGAAGCCAAGCAGCGGGAAGACAUCUGGGAAGGCAGAGAUCAAUCUGCAGUUUGAACAUCACUCAUUGAAAGGGAUAAUUUCAUGAAUCAGAAAAUGUUUCCAUAGUCGUCAGAUAAGAGGAUCUUUCCAGAGCUCUGACUACAUGCAGAUGUGCAUGUUAAAGAGAUAAAGUGAUCAAGACAAGGACUGAAUGGGGAUAGGAGGAAGACAGACUCCUGUCUUCACUCCUAAAUACAGUACUUCGGAAUCACCCUACUAUGGUGGGCAUAGCAGGGAGCCAUCAGCUAGGAAGAAACAUGGAAGAUGUGACUUCUAAGAGUCCCCUGGACACGGCAAGUCAUGUUAGCGUGGGUCACACAUCCAAGAUGUUGAAAGCAAAUACAAAACAGAACAGAGGAUUUAAACCUGCAAGGAUGGGCGAUUUAGGCCCUGCAAAGGCAGAGCAUUCCUUAGUACCUCACAAGACAGAAUAAUACUGGAGGCAGAGUAGGGGGCGGGUAGAGAGCAGUUAGUACAAAGAGGCAGAACAGUGUCUGGUUUACUUGGCAUACACAGAAUCUACACUGCCAGUUCCAGAACUCCAAAGUUGGUGAACUAUAGCAGAUGUGCGUAUUUAGACUCCAGAAUUUAUACUGAGCUCAGUGCCUGGGGCUACUGUAGCUGCAUUGCAGCCAGGGGGCAUGCCAGCUUCAUUCCUCCGAGUAAGCCAGCCUUGGGAGCUGUGUGCCAGUCCCGGUGUAAGCAGCAGUACUGUGCUGUAAGAGGGAACAUUAAAGCCCAUUUUAUGACGUGUA
Molecule: messenger RNA, 4623 nt
Organism: Sapajus apella (tufted capuchin)
Lineage: Eukaryota; Metazoa; Chordata; Mammalia; Primates; Cebidae
Gene: R3HCC1L
Product: R3H domain and coiled-coil containing 1 like
Exons: 11
Coding region: 1526-3883 (785 amino acids)
Source: RefSeq, a predicted model, not a curated record